Messenger RNA from Cantharellus anzutake, 943 nucleotides. RefSeq lists its product as uncharacterized. The coding region runs from base 166 to 876 and encodes 236 amino acids. Lineage: Eukaryota; Fungi; Basidiomycota; Agaricomycetes; Cantharellales; Hydnaceae. The record is from RefSeq and is a predicted model, not a curated record. The transcript has 11 exons.
GAUAGUUUUUCUGUCUUAUCGACGGAGCGUCUGGGGAAAGAUCGAGGACCGGUCUUGUCAAUAUAGAACCACGGAAAUCCACAAGUCCCACUAUAUUCGUGCCAGUUUGGCUACCUGAUAUCGUGUUGGGAUUUCACGUAGUCGAUCGCCACAUCCGCCAUUAUCAUGACGUCUGCUUAUAUGCAUGCAGUCUUCUUUACCCCAACUUUACAUCCCAGGGAUGACCAACACUCCAAUCUCUAUCUUCCAAUGCUGGAGGUGAUGUCAUGGGUUGUCUUAGGAUUAGUAAUUGCGUCCAUAAUCUUGGGUGUGACAUCCGUGCAAAUGGUACGGUAUUAUAGGAAAUUUCCGAACGAUGCGCCACUGUAUCGGUCAAGCGUUGCUGUUUUAUGCACACUUCAAGUUGGGCAUAUAAUCAUCGCGGCAAUGCAAGUGCAUCAUUCUCUUGUCGACGAGUAUGGGGAUUCGAGUAUGAUGAGUACGCCUGAAUGUGACUGGCUUGGUCAAGUGAACUUCGCGAGAUGUAUCACCCAACUGAGCGCAACAUUCGUGGUUCCGUGUCUCGUGAUAUUGUUGGUAGCAGUGCAAUCCGCGUUUGGCAUUGCUGCCAUACAGGUCAACUUCCGAAACCUUGACGAUCUCCAACUUCAUUCGUGGAUCUUUAUCUCAUGGUCUACUGCAACAACUCUAACCGAGGUUGUAUCGGCUUUUGCUUUGCUUCUGUUGCUCUCCAAGCGAUGGACUGGUGUGAAGAGUACGGAUAAGGCUUUGAAUAAGUUGAUUUGUCUGGCGGCUGGGAAUGGUGCUAUUACUGCUGUGCACAUGUGGUUUGCUGGCGAACCUGCACGGCAGGUCCUGCUUGAGCAGGACACAUGAUGAAUCUCCUAUUUUAAUACCCACCCAGGAUUCCAAACGUAUACGAUCAGAUCACCAGCAGCGCACU